GGUGACACUUUUUUCCUUUGAUUAAUUAAAUUUAGAUCGUCACGUCAUCUAAGGGAUGGCGAUCAAAGAAGAAAAAAAGUUGUAUUUUGUGGGUCUAACAAAACUAAAAAGAUUGAGUGGUUAGAGGAACUCAGAUAAGGAACGCAUCGAUCGAGAACACAAUCUAAAUAGAGAAAGAGAUGGAUAGUGAAUGACGUUGUAACGAUAGUGGUAUUCCGUAUGGAUUCCGUUUGCUUACAAUAAAAUUUCACAUAAUAAAACAAUAAUCUAAGUUACAACCUUUCAAACAAGUGUAAACAUUGAUGUAAACAAACAGUUGUUUCCUCAGUUUUAAAUCGUUAGACAUUAUAUAUUAGUAUCUGUGGCUUUAAGGUCUCAUUUUUAAUUGAAAUAAAUUGUUUUUUUGCGCAACGAGAUCAUUACGAUAUAUUUUUAUAUUAAAUCGUUUACAUACACUUUCGGCAUAAAAAUACACUACAAUGGGAGGUGGUGAUUUGAAUUCUAAAAAAUCAUGGCAUCCUAAUACUAUGAAGAAUCAAGAGCGAGUGUGGAAAGCUGAGCAAGCUGCUGCACAAGAAAAAAAACGUAUUCAAGAAUUGCAAAAAGAACAUGCUGAAGAAAGAGACCGUUUUGAGCUCAAUAACAUGAUAAAGCAAAAUGCAAGCUCUGCAAGUGGGUCCAAUAAUAACCGUUUACAUUGGAUGUAUGAUAAGCCAGACAAAAAAGUGCAGCAGGAAGAUUACCUUCUUGGCAAAUCAAUUGAGAAGAACUAUAAUAAUGUAGAAAAACAAGAACAAGAUGUCAUUCCAGCUGUGGCUAGGAGAGUAGUUGGUUCAAGCAUGCUCUCUAUUGCUGGAGAUUCUCAAGUAGACUUGGCAAGGAAGCUCCGUGAGGAUCCACUACUACUUGUAAAAGAAAGGGAACGAGCAGCUCGUGCUGCUCUUCUUAAUAACCCAUUACAAAGAAGGCGUCUAACUCAAUUACUGAGAAAGGAACAAGAGCAGAAUAAAGAUCAUAAGUCAAAGAAAAAAACAAAAAGAGAUAAGGAUUUAGAUAAACAGCUUGCAGCUAAACUCAAUGCCUUGGGUAGUGAAAAGGGUUUCAAUUUGGCUACAUUGUUAGCAUCAGACAGCUCUGAUACAGAUUCUUUAUCAUCUGAAGAAGAAAAAUCUAAGAAGAAGAAACACAAACAUGAUAAGACGAAAAAGAAACAGAAAAAAAGAAAGAAGGAUGAUAGCCUAUCCGGGGAGUCAUCAGAUGACGAUAAAAGUAGAAAAGACAAACGGGAGUCUAAAGAACAAGAUCGAAACUGCACUGUGCAAGAGAAGCAGAAGAAUUAUAAAGAAUCAAAAAAAAGGAAGAGUGAUAAGGACUCAUCAGAUUGCGAAAGUAGGCAUAAAAAGAGCAAAAUAUGUAGCUCUGACAAACAUAGAGACAAUCGAAACAGAAGUGAAGCGCAUAGUGCAGAUUGUGAUAAACGUCAACUGUACCAAAGGUCGGAACACAGUAUCAGGGUGGGCAGUAGAUAUGAGAGGGAGACAAAGGGUAGAAGUAAAGGCAUGAGCUCGGAAGAACGGGCGACGAAAUUGGCGGAGAUGGCGGCCGCGGGCGCCGAGCGCGAGCUAUCGCGAGGCCAGCGCGUGGCCGCGCAGCGCGCCGCCGCCGAGCGCUCGCCGCGCCCCGCCGCUGGCCGCGCCCGCGAGGUGCACGCGCUGCCCGACUCGCUCGAGGCGCGCAUACACUCUAACAGGCAUUACAUCCAGCGCGGCAGCAGGCACAUGGACGAACAUUUCGCCAGGAGGUAACUUUGUGGGACUGAGUUAUUUCGAAAUUGAAUCGACAAAUGUUUGGAAUGGCAUACAUACUGUCAGUUACUAACCCGCAACAUUUUGUUGAACUAAAACAAAUGCACAGAUUAAUUUUGAUGCAUAUGAAAUCCUAUGGGUAAAAUAACUCAAUAAUACUGUUAUUUAUUGGUAUUGUUAAAGCCCCUGUUGGAUCUGUUGUAAUUUAAGUC
This is a messenger RNA of Amyelois transitella, 2017 nucleotides long. It is a transcript of the gene Cwc25, whose product is annotated as pre-mRNA-splicing factor CWC25 homolog. The transcript is spliced from 4 exons. The record is from RefSeq and is a predicted model, not a curated record. Gene Ontology annotation, biological process: mRNA splicing, via spliceosome. Gene Ontology annotation, cellular component: U2-type spliceosomal complex. Lineage: Eukaryota; Metazoa; Arthropoda; Insecta; Lepidoptera; Pyralidae. The coding region runs from base 480 to 1805 and encodes 441 amino acids.